AUGUCGGAGACUCCGCGCCCGACGCUGAAGCUCAAGUUCUCCGCGAAGUCGGCGACCCCAGCAACUCCCCCGGCCCAGUCAACCGUUUCGCCAACCCCAGCGUCAGCUUCAGCUUCUGUUGAACCAUCCCAACAAAAGCUCAAGAUCAAGUUUGGCCGCAAGCCUCAGGCUGAAUCCCCGGCAGACAAGGAGAAACCGAAGAAGAAGAAGGCAUCAACGAAGAAACGAUCCGCCGAGAAUGUCGCGCAGCCAGAACCCGCAGCGGAGGGCCCGAAGCGACUCAAGCUGAACCCAUCGAAGAAACCAGGACUCCAGUCGAUCCGCAUCAAGAACAAACUCACAGUUCCCACCCGACCGGUAGGCGUGGGAUACGACUCAGAAGCUUCAGACACGGAAGCGGAUCCUGCUAUCGAGGAGCAAUUUAUUCUACGAAUGAUGCCCGGCGAUGACUGCGAAUACCUACGACAGGCCAUCAACGAGAGAAGAUUUGACAAGUCGGAAUUCUGCUUCAAGGCCUUGACUCGCGACGGACGACGAGCGAUCUUCAAGAUUCGCCAGCAGCAAUAUGCCGCGGCCAUGGUCGACCUCCCUUGCAUUAUCGAAGGCAUGAAGAGCUGGGACCGUCGAGGGUGGUAUAAAACCGCGGAUAUCUCUCAAAUGCUGUUGGUUCUGGGUCCCGUUGCGAAUGAGGAAGAGGCUAUGAACCAUCCGUUGCCCCCCGAAGUACAGCAUCCGGACCCUAAGACGCUCCUUUACCCACACGGUCUGGCACCUCCGUUGCGCUGGGUUCGCAAGCGCCGGUUUCGCGAACGGUUGAGUGCGCGCACGAUCGAAAUGGUGGAAAAGGCAGUCGAGGAUCUGGUUGCACAGGACUCGAACUCAGUUUUCCCUCCGCGAUUUGAGCUGGUGGAUAGUGCGUCCUUGAAUCGUGAUGAAUCAUGUGUGAAGACUGAGGAAUUCGUCGAUGAUUAUGAUGCAGAGCAAGACGCGGAGGGUGAGGUAAUGGAAGAACUCAUGGAUGAGUUCGAAGACGACCUGGCUGCAGAGAUGGAGGCUGCUCUUGCAGCUGAUGAUCAACCCGCGGCGACGGAAGCUCGGGGCGCAGACCAGACGGCCACCUCGUCGGCCAAACCAUCCACCCCGGCCGGACCGGGUGAUUCCUCAGGCGAUGAUAGUGACAUGUCCGAUGAGGGUGGUGACGGCGAGGAUGACCUGGAUGAUGAGCAGCUCGAGCAACAGCGCCAGCAGCAGCAACACCGCGAAGAAAUCCUCGAACUGGAAACUCUCAUCCGUACCGAAACUGCACAAUGGGAGCGCGUUACGAAUAACAUUCUGCGGCAGAAGAUGAGCCGCCGAAUUCAAGAGCUGAAGAAAGAUCUGGAGCUGAAGAAGGUGUCUGCUGGUCUUCCUGGUGACACGGAUAUCUAG
This is a messenger RNA of Penicillium argentinense, 1428 nucleotides long. Its product is annotated as transcription initiation factor TFIID subunit 7 family protein. The transcript has a single exon. Gene Ontology annotation, cellular component: transcription factor TFIID complex. Gene Ontology annotation, molecular function: RNA polymerase II general transcription initiation factor activity. Bases 1 to 1428 code for a protein of 475 amino acids. NCBI's taxonomy places the organism in Eukaryota, Fungi, Ascomycota, Eurotiomycetes, Eurotiales, Aspergillaceae. Gene Ontology annotation, biological process: transcription initiation at RNA polymerase II promoter; RNA polymerase II preinitiation complex assembly. The record is from RefSeq and is a predicted model, not a curated record.